AUGGUAAGAGAAAUACAUGGGUUGAACGAGUUUGGGGAUGCAAGAAAUCGUGAUGGAGGUGGAGAUGAUGGAAUGGUGCAUGUUGUUUCAUGGAUGGAUUGUUUAGACCUUAGAAUUCUUGCAGUUCUUGCAAAUUCAACUCUGUCUAGCUCAAGCUAUCCAGAACUGGUUUUCUUUCAUUUCUUUAUCCCUGGAGGUAAUGAAGACAAGGUGUCUUUCUAUAAGUUGAAGGUCUUGUUUCCACAUUCCAACCUUGAAAUUCACGGGCAGGAGGAGGUUAAAGAAAUGAUGAGGACUGCUUUUUCUGGUGGGCAAUAUGCUGAACCCAGUUAUGAGGAAAUGGCUAGAGUAGAGGAACUAAUUGGAGUUGACUUGGACGAUUAUGCUAUAGCAACUGCAGAAGACUGCUCUCAGAGAUUAAAAACUUUUGUGAAUUCAGAUGUGUUGGAUGCUAUUCAGAGAUCAGCUUCAAAGCCUUGGGUAUCAGAGACACCUUAUGCAAAGGAUACUUGUUUGCCAGACUUAAGUGUGCUCGUGAUUAAUGCGAGGAAAUUAGAAAAAGACUUUUUGAGGCCGUCUUAUGGUGGAGCAAAGCUCUGA
This is a messenger RNA of Dovyalis caffra, 600 nucleotides long. The record is from the annotation of a GenBank genome assembly. Lineage: Eukaryota; Viridiplantae; Streptophyta; Magnoliopsida; Malpighiales; Salicaceae.